Messenger RNA from Cyprinus carpio (common carp), 1669 nucleotides. RefSeq names its product FRAS1-related extracellular matrix protein 2-like. Bases 1 to 1341 code for a protein of 446 amino acids. The transcript has 8 exons. NCBI's taxonomy places the organism in Eukaryota, Metazoa, Chordata, Actinopteri, Cypriniformes, Cyprinidae. The record is from RefSeq and is a predicted model, not a curated record.
AUGAAUUAUUAUGGGAUUGUAGUUGUUUACUUCCGCACAGAGGCUCGCUUCAGGGGCUUGUUUGUAGCAGCACAUUCUGCAGCAAAUUUGAGGGGUCAGAAGAGUGCAGCAUCCCCUGUGAAGUCCAUUGUAUUGAGUGCAGACCACCCAGGCUUGACCUUCAACCUCACUCUGGUUAGGACUGAGCCGACCUACAGCCAGCCUGUCCAGCAAUGGAUGUUCAUUUCAGACUUUGCAGUUCGAGAUUAUUCAGGCACAUACACAGUGAAGCUGAUUCCCUGUACAGCAGCGCUGAAUGUGGAGUACACUGUUCCUCCAGUCUGCAACCCUAGAGAGCCGGUUACUUUUGAUCUUGAUAUCCGCUUUCAGCAGGUGAGUGACCCUGUCGCGGUGGAGUUCAGUCUGAACACACAGAUGUUCUUGUUGUCUAAGAAGGCGUUGUGGUUGUCAGAUGGAUCUAUGGGCUUCGGUCAAGAAAGUGAUGUGGCUUUCUCUGAGGGUGACACAAUCUAUGGCCGGGUGAUGGUGGACCCUGUGCAGAACUUGGGUGGCUCUUUCUACUGUAACAUUGAGAAGGUGUAUCUGUGCACCGGCGCUGAUGGAUAUGUUCCUAAAUACAACCCCGCCAAGUCUGAGUUUGGAUGCCUUGCAGACUCUCCGUCCCUGCUGUACAGAUUCAAAAUGAUCGACAAAGCCCAGCCAGAGACUCAGGCCAAGAGUUUUGGGGACGUGAGUUUCAAGGCCCUGCUGGCUGUAGAUGACCCCUCUGCCCUUUCUCUGGUGAAGCAGCCAGGAUCUGAUGGAUUCCGACUGGAUUCUACUCCUCUUUUCCAGGUGGCAGUAGGAAGAGAGUGGUUCAUUCACACUAUCUACACUGUGCGUUCAAAAGACAACGCCAAGCGUGGCAUUAGCAAGCGAAGUGUGGAGUACCACUCAAUAACAUCAGGUGACCUUGUACCAGCGGAGGCCAGAGGACGCUACAGACGCUCCAACAGAGAAGUCCCGGCCCUGGCGGAGGAGAUCGGACCCGAGAACAAGCGAGGAACGAAUAUCAUGCACAUCGCUCUGGACCGCAGCCGUCGGCGCUCUGCGUCUGGGGACGAGCUGUUCGCAGACGGACUGUCUCCACGGGAGCUCAGUGGACGAGGUGCGGAAGAGGACGCGGUGACUGUGGCAGGAGCCGUCGUGGGACUGCUGCUCACCGUCCUCGUGGUUAUAGUGUUGGCACUGAUGGUUCGCUCAAGGCGGACGCCUGUGAAAAAGGCCCUAAGUGUCUCGUCCAGCCUGCAGCCUGUUAUAGUUAGAAGUAGUCUUGAUGAUGGUGACAGCUCAGAGGUCUGAAGGACUAAUGGACUGCUUGGAGAUCCUACUGUUCUCCUUUGUCAUAGAUGGGAUCAAUUUGUUUUCUUUUCUUUGUUUUGAACAAGUGCCUCUGACAGGUUUUAUCUUGUGUAGAACUCAUGACCCAGUUCAUCACCAACCCAAAGAAUUCUAUUUAAAUUAAGUUUUAUGUUGUAAUUCUGAAUUUUUGUUUGUCUAAUAAUGGAUUGAGGUUUGCCCAGUGUUCAGAGUUCUUUGGGGUCCCAGUAGUGCCCUACCCACUUUUUUGGAAGUAGACUAGAAUGUGAAAGAAAGAAAGAAAGAAAGAAAGAAAGAAAGAAAGAAAGAA